CACACUUGUGAAAUGUCUUCAUAAGUCUGUCAACACAUAGCCAUAAGGUCCCAUUUACCUACCACUGCUCUUUUAGCAAUUUCUAAUGAAUUACCAUAAGUGUUCCAAAAUGUGCCCAAACUACUUAUUUUUGCUGGUUUGCAUUAUCCUGAAAAGUGUGCAAGUAUUUUGAUAGAAUGAAUAUGGUAUUUUGAACUUAGCUUGACUUGUAUUAGAAGUAGAAUCUCAUGUGACCAUCCCCACUAUCUAUAAACAGUAUAUUCAAAACUCUUAUCAGAACCAGCAUAUAAACAAUUACUUAUAAUCAUUUUUUGUUCCAUGCAAAAAUGUCUGCAAAACGUUAUAUAUUUGCCAUAUGGACUGAUGAAACAGAAGAACUUGCAAUACGAACAUUUUUAGAGCAUUGUGGCAUCACUGUGAAAGAAGCUGGUAUUGCAGAUUUAAAGCAACAUUUGGAAAGUGAAAAUAGUGAACAAUCAAGCCAACCAGUCGAGACUAAAACUGACAUGGAUGUAGACAGUGACGAUAAUGAUCCAUUGGGCCCUCCGAUAUUUCCACCAGUAUUGGGUACUGAUGAAUGCCCACAUUGUUUUUGUGCCCCGUGUUGCACAUCAGAACAGUUUAGACAGUUGUGGUGGCAAACAGAAACCAGUGAGCCUCAUGAAAGGAAUUCAACAGCUAGAAAAAAAUGUUACAAAAAAUUCUGGGUGAUGCUGCAACAUAGAGGUGCAUGGAGGCACCCUCGAUAUGUUUCAAAAAAACAAUUGGCACUGCAGACGGAUGCGAGGAGAAACUUAUAUGUAUAUCAUGGACACAGAAGAGACAUCAUGCCAGAUUGUAUAGUAAGACUUGUGCGUGGAUGGCUCCCCAAUCCUGGAGGAAUUGAUUAUAUGGGACAUCUAUGGGAUUAAUGACUAUACACCAAACUUUGCAGAAAUGAAAACAAUAUACUAGAUAUAAUUGAUGAACAAUUAUAACCUAAAUAUCUACAAUGAAUUGUUCAAUAAUCAAUGAUGUUUGGGAAAUUAGGAUAUAUAAAUAUAAAUGAAUGAAUCAUAGCAACAAAAUGCCAUGUGCUUGUGUUUAUAAAUAACCCAUUACUGCUAAGCCACAUCCCCUGCUAACAGCUGAUUGGCUGUUUGUUAUCUGGUAGGCAUUUCACAUGUUACAUAAGACACCCGGGUGUAUCCAUUAACUGAAGUUUUCCUCUUUAAAGC
This is a messenger RNA of Owenia fusiformis, 1217 nucleotides long. The record is from the annotation of a GenBank genome assembly. NCBI's taxonomy places the organism in Eukaryota, Metazoa, Annelida, Polychaeta, Sabellida, Oweniidae.